Molecule: messenger RNA, 1345 nt
Organism: Anarrhichthys ocellatus (wolf-eel)
Lineage: Eukaryota; Metazoa; Chordata; Actinopteri; Perciformes; Anarhichadidae
Product: N-acetyllactosaminide beta-1,3-N-acetylglucosaminyltransferase 3-like
Exons: 2
Coding region: 63-1202 (379 amino acids)
Biological process (GO): poly-N-acetyllactosamine biosynthetic process; protein O-linked glycosylation
Cellular component (GO): Golgi membrane
Molecular function (GO): UDP-glycosyltransferase activity; hexosyltransferase activity
Source: RefSeq, a predicted model, not a curated record
UGAUCAUCACUGGAGCUACAGAGACACACGAGAGGAACUAUCGCCUUUAACGAGUUUCAAGGAUGAGAAACAUCAGGGCAAGAACUGUGUUGCUGGUGGGAGCUCUUGGUCUACUGGUCCUCCAUCUCUGCAAAGAUUUUAUUGACCACAAAAACAUCCACCUCAACAUAGAUGUGAAAGAGGAGAACAUUCAAGUAAGGCAACCUUCCACAAAGAACUCCUAUGUGUACUCCUGGCCAACAUGUCAAAGAAAUGCGUCUGCUGCCAACAUCACAGGCUUCAGCUCUCUUUCUGGUGAUAUAAAAGACUUUCUCUAUUAUAGACACUGUCGCCAUUUCCCCAUGCUGCUGGACCUUCCUGACAAAUGCGGAGGAGUUGAUAAAUCUGCAGAAGUCUUCCUUCUGCUCGUCAUUAAAAGUUCUCCUGUGAACUACGACCGCCGAGAGGUGCUGCGUAAAACCUGGGCUAAAGAGAGGUUACACAAUGGUGUGUGGAUCCGAAGAAUCUUCAUCACUGGAACGAUGGAUACUGGAUUUGAGAAAGAGAGACUAAACAAACUACUUGAGGUGGAGCAACGAGAGUACAAUGACAUCCUCCAAUGGGACUUUAAUGAAAGAUUCUACAACCUCACCUUGAAGCAGAUACUCUUCCUGGAAUGGAUGGAAAGAAACUGUCCUAACGCUCGCUUCCUGCUAAAUGGUGAUGAUGACGUCUUUGCCAACACAAACAACAUGGUCGUGUAUCUCCAAAGCCUCAAGGACAACGACGGAGGCAAGCACCUCUUUACUGGCCAUCUGAUCUACAACGUGGGGCCCAUUAGAAUGUCAGGGAGCAAGUAUUUUAUCCCAGUUCAGGUACAGGAGUCAGACUCAUAUCCCCCCUACUGCGGCGGUGGGGGCUUCCUCCUGUCUGGCUACACAGCUUUGGUCAUAUACAAUAUGUCCCAGUCCAUUACUAUUCUCCCCAUUGAUGAUGUUUACAUGGGGAUGUGUCUAGCUAAAGCAGGACUAAGUCCUUCUUCUCAUAUGGGUGUAAAGACGGCAGGACUGCACAUUCCCUCCAGCACACUCGAUGGAUACGAUCCUUGCUAUUAUAAAGAAGUUUUACUGGUACACAGAUUCCUUCCAGCUCACUUGUACCUCAUGUGGCACAGAAUAAAUGAUCCCAAUCUGAAAUGUGGUCCCUCCAAGAAAAAGCUUUAGCAGGACCAAACUGUAACUUAAGGUGGUGACAGAGCAUGUUGAUACUUUGAUUCCUGCACCAGCUCUUAGAAUGUGAGUACAGGUAUGCCCUUCACUCCAUCAUGAGAAAAGGGUUGAAGGUGUUUUCUACCACGGUUCAGCUG